Messenger RNA from Paraglomus brasilianum, 1803 nucleotides. NCBI's taxonomy places the organism in Eukaryota, Fungi, Glomeromycota, Glomeromycetes, Paraglomerales, Paraglomeraceae. The record is from the annotation of a GenBank genome assembly.
AUGACACGCAAUGACCCUGAGGAUACAUAUACAUUACUCGAGAAACUCGGAACUGGGUCAUUUGGAACCGUAUACAAAGCCAUAAACAAUGAAACGAAAAGGAUCGUUGCAAUAAAGCAAAUUGAUCUCGAAGACUCUGAUGAUGAUAUAUCAGAGAUUCAACAAGAAAUAGCUCUCCUCUCCCAAUGUGACAGCCAAUAUAUCACUCGAUAUUAUGGUUCAUUUGUUAAGGGGUUUAAAUUAUGGAUUGUAAUGGAAUACUUAUCAGGUGGAUCCUGUCUGGAUCUAUUAAAGCCAGGAACGUUUGAUGAGCAGCAGAUUGCUAUUGUAUGCAGAGAGUUAUUGCUUGGACUGGACUAUUUGCACCGCGGGGGGAAAAUCCACAGAGAUAUCAAAGCCGCAAAUAUUCUGCUCUCGGCUGAAGGAAAAGUCAAACUCGCGGAUUUCGGUGUUGCUGCUCAGUUGUCUAAUAAUAAGAGCAAGCGUAACACAUUUGUCGGAACUCCUUUCUGGAUGGCACCAGAAGCAGAUAUCUGGUCUCUUGGCAUAACGGCGAUGGAGCUAGCAAAGGGAGAACCACCAUUGGCAGAAUAUCACCCAAUGCGAGUUCUCUUCCUUAUCCCUAAAGCUAAACCGCCGGUAUUAGAUGGUCCAUUUUCAGCCGCAUUCAAAGAUUUUAUUUCUUUGUGUUUAACGAAAAAGCCAGAAAAUCGUCCAACAGCAGAAGAGCUUCUUCGCCAUCGAUUUAUAAAAUCAGCUCGUCAAACGACAUACCUCCAAGAUCUAAUAGACCGACUAGCAGAAUGGAGAGCGCGUGGUCCAGCAAGAGAAGAAUCUUUAUACACACCAACAGUCAUAAUUAAUAAUCGUGAUAAUCCAACGUGGAUUUUUGACACAACACGCAGUCAAGUAUCUGUUAAAUCAGUAACGAGCGAUGGCUCUAGCACUGGCAUAUUCGAAUAUGAAGAAUCCGUUCACACUCAUCUGGAAAACGGCACCUUGUCAUCUACUACCUCAUCUAUUUCUUCAUCUACUUCCUCAUCCAUUUCUUCAUCCACUUCCUCAUCCAUUUCUUCGUCCAACUCGACUGUAAGACUAGCGGCACUCGAUCGACAGGGAGGCGUAGCUAUGGCUGCUCGGGCUGGUAUUAUGCCAAACCAUCGUGUUAACAAUAAUCCUAUCACACUUGAUGCUCCGACGAACAAUUCUAUUCAAGCACGAUCCGGAUCGGGUACGUUACGUCCUCCUAGACAGUUUAGUCUAGGGGGAAGUUCAAAUUCGGGGAGUUCGCUCUCGUCGUAUCCUCGAAGUGUACAGAUUGCAAUGCCCGAGACUAGAGAGGGGUUUGCUGGGAGGCAGUUGGUGCAGGAAGUUGUUAUUCCAGCCAUUGCUGCAGUAAAGGCUAAUGAAUUGAGGGCAUCUGAACUUGAGGCGUUGAGUAUGCUUGAGAAAGGAGUUGAGGAUUUGGAUCACAUUAACCCCGAGUUGGUACUUAAUGUCGUUAGCGAGAUGCUGUCUAGGAUCAAACUUAAUGAACAAUUGUCCAACAAUCUGAGCGAUCUUGGAAUUCUUCCGACUAAUGCAUUCGCCACAGCGCAAAGUCAAUUUCCACCCACCCCUACAGAAUCUUCUGUCACAUCUGGGAGCAGUAAUGACGUUGCUGAAGCAUCGCUAUCGUUUAUGGACGCUGAGAGCAUUGAAAAGAGCGAGUUAUCCAGUCCACCAGAUAAGCCGCCCAAAUCACCUAUAACGGAACUGUUAUUCUCGAAAUGGAUCGAGCCAUUAAAACAGAAGUGGUCAUGA